Dermacentor silvarum is the source of this 7921-nucleotide messenger RNA. RefSeq names its product solute carrier organic anion transporter family member 74D. The transcript is spliced from 15 exons. Gene Ontology annotation, biological process: sodium-independent organic anion transport; transmembrane transport. The coding region runs from base 859 to 3309 and encodes 816 amino acids. NCBI's taxonomy places the organism in Eukaryota, Metazoa, Arthropoda, Arachnida, Ixodida, Ixodidae. The record is from RefSeq and is a predicted model, not a curated record. Gene Ontology annotation, cellular component: membrane.
UGUCUGCCGCGUGCGCCAUGAUGACAUCGGCGCCGGGCGGCCGCACUUCAGUUCCUCCGGCAGCAACUCUCGCCGAUCUCCCGGCAGCGUCGUACCCCGAGAGCUGCUGCCACCGCACGCCACGCUCCCUCAGGACCCUGCAAGACCUCCCGCGAUGAACGGCUGGCUCCUCGCGAACACCAAGCCGGCGUUGCGGCGACCAACGGAGCAGCGCCUCUAGGGGCGACGAGAGAAGCGCCGACGACGACGACGACUUCGUUUCGCGCGGGUCUGUGUGCGUGCGUGUGUGCGGAUUAUACAAUAUUACGGGUCCCCGUUCCGCGCGCUGGUGCUUUCUCGACGCGUCGCUCCUCCGUGACACGCGGUGGCUGUUCUCCUUCUUUUUUGUGAAUUUUUUUGUUGUUUAUCUGCGCGGCAGAAGUCACGCUUGUGUCGCAAUUUCGUCAUUAUUCCGCGCGGCCCCCGACGCGCGCGCUCUCUCUCUCUCUCUCUGGAUUUACUGUGCCUCCACACCAACUUGCCACGCAUCGUGUACGCUCAACUGGAUACGCGAACUGUGCGUGCGUGCGGCCCAGAGUUCCGAACGAGAUCUGCGUGCGACAGACGACAGCUUUUUUUUCGCCGGUAACGGGGCAGGAUUGGCUGGCCACACCGCACGUCAUUUGAGCUUCUCAUCUUCAGGGUUAUUUCUUUCGCUGCUCCCACCUUGGGGCGAUCGGCGUCUGUAGGUGAGUUCGUCUUUCGCACUCACAGCAGCAGCAGCGGCAGGGCCUGCAGCACCGCGCUUUACGGCGACGAUGACGUAACCGGGUCCAGGCGGUGCUCCUCAAAAUUAGGACGGCCUUGGGUGCGGUGGCAAUGGCCGGCGACGACCAAGCGCGGCAGCGCACCACGAAUGGGUGCGGCGGUGGUGGAGGCGGCAUCGACGACUCCGGCAAGCUCAAGAACGGCAACGGUCUCCUUCUGCCGCAGUCCAACGGCAACAACCACCACAAGGGCCUGAACGGUGGCGUCGACGGGCUCAACUGCAAAGUCCUGCAGCCUGUGCAUCUUGAAGAGGACCCGGACUCUAUAUGCGGCCUCUGGUUCUUCAAACCGAGAUGGCUCCAGCGGUUUGCCAACAAGAAGGCGUUCCUGGCUGUGUUCUGCCUGACGAGCGUUCUGCAGGGCAUGUACUACACAUACUUUGUGAGCGUGCUGACGACCAUCGAGAAGCUGUACCAGAUCCCGAGCAAGACCACGGGCAUCAUCAUGUCGGCCACCGAGAUUGGCCAGAUCGGCGGCGCGCUGCUGCUCACCUAUUAUGGGGGCCAGGGUCACCGGCCCAAGUGGAUCGCAUGUGGCAUGCUCGUGUUCGCCGUCGCCUCCAUCCUGUGUGCCACGCCACACUUCAUCUUCAUCGACGACUCGCUCCUGGUCACGUCGCAGGCCAGGGUUCGAGGUGCCCAGAAUGCCACCGUCGCCUCACAGUGGGCCAAGCUGUGCCACGCGCCCGAGCAGGCUGCCUCCGCCUCUCCGCUGCCGGCCAACCUGACCGCACUGUUGGCUGCCGACGGAGUGUUGGCGACGACAGCCACUUCUUCUGACGCAUUGCACCUCUUCGCUGACGGCGGGGGAGCUGGGAGCCCGGUGGCCGAUGCGCUGCGACAGGCGGCCAUCUGCGAUGCCUCAACGCGACCGCUCAGCCAGAACCGCAUUACGCAUGUGGUACUCUCUGUGUUCUUCAUCAGUCUGCUCUUCAUUGGCAUUGGCGCCACAGCCGUCUACACGCUCGGCAUACCAUACAUCGACGACAAUGUUGCCAACCGGGAGUCGCCGCUCUAUUUCGGUAUCACGAUAGGCGUCAGGAUAUUCGGUCCAGUAUUUGGCUUCCUUCUCGGCUCUUACUGUACAAGCGUGUAUGUCAACUUUCCGUUUGAGACGUCCAACCUCUCUCCGGGCAACCCUCACUGGGUGGGCGCUUGGUGGCUCGGCGUGUUCAUCGUGGGCGCGGCACUCAUCGUUACGGCUCUGCCCAUGAUGGCGUUUCCGCGCAACCUGCCCCAGCGGCGGUCCUCGCAACGGGUGCCGCGACCUGUCCUAGAUCGCAAUGGCGCCAUUUGCCCCAAGCACCAGCUCCAGCAGAAGGUGCCGCUCAUAAGCUCGCCACCGGCGUCACCGUCCGGAGCCAAGAAGGCUCUCAAGGACAAGCCGACACUUAGAGGUGACCGAGAGGCCUCAACUAGCAAAAAAACACCACAAACAAGUGCUCUUUCCCUUUCAGAUUUCCCCACAGCCAUUCGGCGUCUGCUGAAGAACGAGAUCCUGCUGUACCGAACCGCCAGCAGCGUCCUCCACAUCUUGCCAAUCGCCGGUCUCUACACUUUUCUCCCAAAGUAUUUGGAGAGCCAGUUUCGGCUUACUGAGACCAAGGCCAACAUGAUCACAGGGUUCGCUGGCAUUCUUGUCAUGGGUGUGGGCAUUUUCGCCAGCGGGACGUUUAUGCGCAAGUACAAGCCAAAUGCCCGCUUUGUUGCCAAAUGGAUUGCAUUCACUGCCCUGGCGUACUCCAUUGGCAUGGUCAUCCUCAUGUGGGUGGGCUGCCCUCUUGGAGACUACGUCGGCCUCAAUUCAGAACACAGGGACUUAGACUUUCUACCUCCAGCGUGCAACAGCACCUCGUGCGAGUGCAAGUCUGGGCUCUUUUCUCCAGUGUGCCAUGAUAGUGUGACCUACUUGUCUCCUUGUCUGGCUGGCUGCUCACAAGUCUCCGGCAGCGAUCAGCAGCCAAAUUUUAGCGACUGCCAUUGCACAGGAACCAACGAAACCAUUAUCAAUGGGUUCUGCUCCCUCGAGUGCAACAGCCUUACCUGGUACAUUGUCAUCUUCUCUGUUUUCGUACUCAUACACUCGACGUCGGAAGUUGGGUCCAUGCUGCUGACUCUCAGGUGUGUAGAAUCACAUGACAAGGCCCUUGCAUUGGGACUUAUCCAGUUUGCCAUUGGAUUAUUUGGGAAUGUGCCUUGUCCCAUCAUCUACGGCGCGGUCGUCGACUCUGCCUGCCUCUUCUGGGAGGACAACUGUGGCGAGCCCGGGGCAUGCCGUGUCUACGACCCCACCAAGUUUCGCAUGGUGUUCCACGGAGUCACGGCCGUCAUCAUGUUUGUGGCCUUCCUCGUGGAUGCCGUCGUCUGGUACAAGGCCAGCUCCAUCCACAUUCACGAAGAGGAAGAGGUCAAGGAUGCCACCGUCACAACGGCAGCGCACGACGUGGCUUCCUCGUCCCCGACAGUCCCGACGGUGCACGCCGAAACCGAGUCAUGCGUGUGAGAGAUGCACCCACCUUCAUCUCUACAAGAGUUUAGGGCUUUACGUCAAGAAAAAUGACGCUGUGGUUACAUCGGGCCUCUGACUCUCUUCUUUUGUUUUCUUCCCGUUCGGGUGGAACUUGUUUGGGCAGCGCUCAUGAUGAGCCCUUCAGAUCAUUGGUGCAGCAAUUGUUCAGUGUUCGCUGUCCUUGUGGAGCCAUCAGUUGAAAAAAAAACUAUCUGUAGCCCAUUUCGACACUGCUGCAGUGUUGGCAGUCUGAGGCCGUUCGGUUCACGUAGGGACAAGAAACACCAUGUGUCCAAAGUGCCAGUCUUACCUUCUGCCCUAGAUAUACCCCUGCCCUUGGGUGGCCCACGUGAUUCUUAAAACGAGUUUGGAAGCAACGGUUUCCAAAUUUUACAUACAUGUUGUCUGUUAGCGUGGCCCUAAUGUGUUGCUGUUGCGAAGCUGACAGUACGAGUGGUUGCACCACAACAGGUGCAGGACCAGCUACGGCUUUUUUCAGAUUUGCUGCACAGAAUUCGUGAGACCGAGAGUGCGACUCUGGACACUUGCUGCACUUGCAGUUGCAUUGUCGUGCGCCUUUUUUUGAGACUGCACAGUUCACGCUCCACGAAUGUGAGGCUGUUGCCAGUAUGGACUUCGACAGAACUUGUCCCACCAGUUUGAGUAGAGAAGAGGAGGAGGACCCGUGUUGUUUGCAUCGCUGGACGAUUGUGUGCACGUUUGUGUUGUAUAAGAAUGACUCCAUGCUGUGUGUUGUGGCUUGUCGUGCUGUGGUGAAAUCGGUCCCGCAACCGCGGGGGAUCUUGUUGCUGGAUCAGCGUGAGAAAGGCAGCUUUUUCGAAUGUGCUCGUGGACUCUGUUUAGGAGAUCGCUGUUACCUUUUUUUUUUUCCAUCUAGAUUUGUUAAGCUGCUGAGUUAGUUACUUGAGCGAGAGAGAGAGAGAGGGAAAUCUGAAUGAAACAAUUUCAGUGGAAUGCUGUGUUUCAUUGCUACAAUGCGAGUGUUGUUUAUUAAACAGAGUGCUAGUUGUCAUUGCACACAGUUGGAGAAAGAAAACGCACAACUAUGGGAGAGCUUGUUUCCUGUUCUCUUUUUUCCCCCUAUUUGUGCAUAUUCUGUCCCCUUCCCUCGUUUUUGAGUUUAGUAAUAUAUGAGACCUGUUUGACAAAGUAGUGUUCCUUUUCAUUGGGUGAAAGUCAUCCAAACUGUGUUGCGCAGUGCUGUUCGUAAGCUUCUUCUGACGUCAGACUGAGUAAUUUAUCACAACUCCAGCAUUGGGAGUUUGUAUUAAAUGACAAAACACCGAGGUGAAUGUUGCGCUGAACUGUUUUUAAUAUCUCUUUAAAACUUUUAUAUCAAAAUCUUUUACUUUUAGAGGUGGCCCUGAGCUUAGAUUAAUGAUUAAUUUUUUAAAUAAGUAUCCUGCUUGCACAUGAUGAAACAGUGCACAUGGAAAUCAUUUAACAGUUUUUAUUGUUAAGCUCUGUUGCUCACUCAAAGUAAAUGAGAGCAGUGUUCGCUUGCUUGAAAAUUCUAAAAAUUCAUACCUACCCUAGCGUGCCUGCAUGCAAUUGCUAGGGCAAAUCUGGUAUGUUGAUCUUUUUGAAAUACUCUCUGGACAAAAGAACUUGUCCUACUGAAGACAGGCAUUGAAUUCACUUGGGCUACUUGUUUAUUGCACAGUUUUAAAUAGUAUGCGAGAAGGUUUCUGAUUCCAUUGAGAGUUGGUACAGCUGUUUUAUUGCAACUGUGCCUUUUAUGCCGCUGCCUACAUGGACACCGCAUCAGCAUCAUGGAAAACAUUUAUGGUUGACCAGUUAAUUUGAUCAGGGAGGGGGGAGUCCGUGGAAUGGUUACAGUUAUGUUUGUGUACCGAUAGUUCCUUAUCAGUCAUGCUCCUUUCACUCUCGAUGUUUGCUCUGAUGCAUACUUUUGUGAAGUACAGUACAGUCUACUCUAAAGGGCACACCCACUUGUUAUUUGGCUACCAAUUAAAACUGAAUUAUAGCAUGAAGUCAUCAAUACUAAUGUUUAAUUUAUGGAUGUUAGCCUUAACGCAUCCAAACAGCCAUAUUUUUGCUCCCGAUGUAGAAGUGUUUAGGUUAUGUUGGUUUUAUUACCAGCUAGGUGUUCCCUUUUAGAGUGUACCGUACUGUACGUGCAGCAGUCUUUGCAGAUGCUCUGCUUGUUUGGCGACGCUGUUUUUUGAAGAAUGUUGUCACCCACAGUGACAGGUAAGGAAGCCUUUGCUGGCUAAUAGCCUGACUUGGCUUAAUCACGCUCCAAUUCUGUGCUAAGGUGGCAUUCAAUGUUGCUUUGCGUUUAGUAUUGGGUUUAGCAAGCGAUUGCCGUCCUCGAUCGCCAGACUAAAGCCGCCUGAUUCUACAACGCACCACCACCACAUCAAUACUUGCCUGUUUUUACAUGAAUGAAUUCUGUCUCCUCUGCGGCAACAUCACAUUAAAGAAGUUCACUUUCCCACUGGAAGGAAUUAGUGUAUAGUCAAAUCUCAUUAUAGCUAUGGUAGCUUAGCGGCUGUAGUGUUUAGCUGCUAAGCACGAGGUCGCAGGAUCAAAUCCUGGCCGCAGCAGCCACUUUUCGAUGGGGGCAAAUUGCAAAAACGCCGUGUCCCGUGCAUUGGCGACACGUUGAAGACCCCCAGAUGGUCAUAAUUAAUCUGGAGUCUCCCACUACGGCGUGCCUCAUAAUCAGAUCGUGGUUUUGGCAAAACCCGAGAAUUUAAAAAGGGUACAACAAAUGAUCAGUUCAUCAUCAUCAUCAGCCUAUAUUUAUGUCCACUGCAGGAAGAAGGCCUCUCCCUGCGAUCUCAAAUUACCCCUGUCUUGAUCAGAUGUAACAAAGUAAAUCUAAAUUAUUUCGCACUGAUGAGAGCAUGUAAUGAAUAUAUGCCUAAUAGAAAUAUUGGAUAUAACGAAGGUAUUUCUCUGUCGGAUGCGGCUUUGUUUUUAGUAGAGUUGACUGUAAAACCGGCAGGGCUUACACAGUCUGAAUUGCAGCAUUUAAUGCCAAAUCAGGGUCUCUCCUGUGUUGUGAGUAAUGUCUGUACACUGCAUAACUGUAAUUGUACACAUGUACUCCUGGCGUAAUGCAGGCUUACGUACAUUUGAUGUAAGCUGAUAUGUAUUGUCUCCUGUACGCACAUAUAAAAGUGGACUCGUGUGAAUAGCAGCAUGUGGCAGUUUGCUACUGCUUGGCGUGCUUUGUCAUAAGCAUUCCCCUCUACAAGAAAUCUACAGAAGAAAAAAGGUGCUGUUGAUGAAAUCAUGUUAAGAAAUCAAAAUGUUUUGUAAAUAUGUAUGUGUGUCUGUAAAUGUGUAUGUGUGCAUGAAUGUUAGUUGUUGCUGGAGAUGUGUUAUAGAGAGUUUUAUAACAUGUGGCUUAAGAGACAUCUACGCAAGAAAGAAAUUAAGCUUUUUUUUUUUUUGGCAAGCCUGUUGAAACAUUUUUCACCAAAGAAACACGUGUGCUUGCAAAAUAUGAAUCAUGCCACGCUGUUAACAGCGAAAGAAAUUGUUUCUUUGUUCUUAGCUUCUGCUGAUAGAAUGCUUCUUUUAGGUAUGUUUUUCAUAGUAUUUAACCAACGCGCUUACCAUACAACAUUGCAUCAUUGCAUCUGCCCUAUUGAUGCGCUUGAAAUUCGACGUAGAUUAAGUUUUUACGCAUUUUCUGCCUUUUUAUGAAUAAGCACUUCCUUCAUCGUGACGUUAGGUAGGAGAAGUAUUCCGGGUUAUGGCUAGCAAAAAUUCUGCGUACAACAGCUGGGACUUGAAAAGUAUGUGCGUUUGGCUGAGUUGUCAGUGUUGGGGCUACAGCGCAGGAAUUAAUGAGCAGCUUGUGCAGUGUUAUCAGAGAUGCAGUUUUUAACACCACAAAAGCCAGCUCUUUUCAUAUUCGAAAUGCCCAAUCUCAGUACCCGCUUAAUGCACGCGUCACCGCAUUUUGGUUUGUAACGUUUUUCCCUUCAUUUAUCUGUUCCAUCGCGAAGAUGCACAUUAUGCACAUAGUAUAAGUCUCCAAUCACAGUAAACUUGAUUGUGAUGCCGAGUUAGUUGCAUACCUGUCCUCAAGAGGACCUUAUUUUUGUAAAAAAGAAAACAUGCAAAGUGAAAAUGUGGAAUAGUAUAUUUGAUUGUUUAACGUCUCGUAAAUAAAUUGGGUAGUUUUCUAAACCAAUGAUAAAAUUGAUGGUACAAGCUUUGACGUUGUGUAACGGCGAAUGUGCGAAACAGAAUCCGAAGUUCACAGUGUUUGACAUUCUAGGGAAAGACAGUUGGUGAAAGCGUAGCAAAAGGAUAGUCACAUUGUUUAUUCAGGUGAUGAGUGUCGUGGUGCUUUGUUUAUAUAUACUGUUUCUUUUGAAACACUGAUGUGGUGUAUAUGACUAUGAGCAUUGACGUGUUUAGUAGUUUUCGAUGAGGUUUUCUGAGCAAGUCGUUUUCAACCUGUUGGUUAUUGUUGUUUCUUUUCACUCCGUAGCAUUGGCCUACAUACCAAAUACCCUAAAUUCAUAGUGCGAAAUUGUGAAAUGGACCGUUUGUUGUCAGAAUUGUGAAAACAAAAUAAAACACACCUUACUGACUCUUA